Messenger RNA from Hemibagrus wyckioides, 1328 nucleotides. RefSeq names its product N-acetylneuraminic acid synthase a (gene nansa). Gene Ontology annotation, molecular function: N-acylneuraminate-9-phosphate synthase activity. Bases 117 to 1190 code for a protein of 357 amino acids. Gene Ontology annotation, biological process: carbohydrate biosynthetic process. The record is from RefSeq and is a predicted model, not a curated record. The transcript has 6 exons. NCBI's taxonomy places the organism in Eukaryota, Metazoa, Chordata, Actinopteri, Siluriformes, Bagridae.
UGCUGUCACGCCUCUGUGUGUGUGUGUCAGUCUGUGCGGGUUUAGUGAACUUCGCUGCAGUUUCCUCUUCAUUUCUGUGAUUUAUUAUUAUUAUUAUUUAACUUAAAGUAAUAAAGAUGCCUCUGGAGUUCGAGCUCUGCCCCGGCCGCGUGAUCGGAGGAAAUCAGCCGUGUUUUAUCAUCGCGGAAAUCGGACAGAAUCACCAGGGGGACAUUGAGAUCGCCAAGAAAAUGAUCAAAAUGGCCAAAGAUUGUGGUGCAGAUUGUGCGAAGUUCCAGAAGAGUGAGCUGGAGUUUAAGUUUAAUAAGCUGGCUCUGGAGAGACCGUACACCUCCAAACACUCCUGGGGGAAAACCUACGGAGAACACAAACGCCACCUGGAGUUCACACACCAGCAGUACAGGGAGCUGCAGAGCUACGCUCAGGAUAUCGGCAUCUACUUCACCGCCUCGGGCAUGGACGAGAUGGCUGUGGAAUUUCUUCACCAAAUCAACGUGCCUUUCUUCAAAGUCGGCUCUGGAGACACCAACAACUUCCCAUACCUGGAGAAGACGGCUCAGAAAGGUCGUCCUAUGGUGGUGUCCAGCGGGAUGCAGAGUAUGGAGACGAUGAGGCGUGUGUAUCAGACAGUGAAGAAACACAACCAGAACUUCUGCAUCCUGCAGUGUACCAGUGCCUAUCCCCUCGAACCCGAACACGUCAACCUGCGUGUCAUCACGCAAUACCAGAAGGAGUUCCCGGACAUUCCCAUUGGCUACUCGGGUCAUGAGACGGGCAUCAGUGUGUCGGUGGCGGCCGUGGCUCUGGGUGCGAAGGUGUUGGAGCGUCAUGUGACUCUGGAUAAGAACUGGAAGGGCAGUGACCACUCCGCCUCGCUCGACCCCUCUGAACUCGCCGAGUUGGUACGAUCCGUCCGAAUUGUGGAGAGGGCGCUAGGCAACGGCAUCAAAGGCAUGCUGCCCUGUGAGGUGCCCUGUCACGACAAGCUGGGUAAGUCUGUAGUGGCGAAGACGGUGAUUCCUAAGGGGACAGAGUUGACCCUGGACAUGCUGGCGGUGAAGGUGGCCGAGCCGAAGGGCGUGGCCCCGGAGCACAUUUUCGAGCUGGUGGGGAAGAAAGUGUUGAAGGACAUCGGGGAGGACGAGAGCGUGACUGAGGACGCGGUGGAGAACCACAGCAAACCAGCCUGAGUGUGAAGAAGCUGAAACACUGCUGUGUGUCUCUGAUCUUCAGCUGGGGGACGCUUCUCAUGGAGCCAUCAGCAGUGUGAGAUACAGGAGAACCUUCUCCAAACCUUCAUCACCAAAUAAAGAAUCAAACCCAAAGCA